Molecule: messenger RNA, 164 nt
Organism: Funneliformis caledonium
Lineage: Eukaryota; Fungi; Glomeromycota; Glomeromycetes; Glomerales; Glomeraceae
Source: the annotation of a GenBank genome assembly
ACCAUCAUCCAUUUCGUCUUGAAAUUGCUAAAAAGAUUGCUAAAGAAAGAGGUGGCCUAUGCAUUUCCAACCAAUGUAAAGCUACAAAAGAAGUAUUACAGUGGAAAUGCUUUAAAGGGCAGCAACUUAUAGCAAUGUUAUACAUGGAAAAAAUUGGUGUAUGA